Klebsormidium nitens is the source of this 1852-nucleotide messenger RNA. Lineage: Eukaryota; Viridiplantae; Streptophyta; Klebsormidiophyceae; Klebsormidiales; Klebsormidiaceae. The record is from the annotation of a GenBank genome assembly.
CUCCUUCGCCUAGGGGGUGCAUGCGCUCAUUACAGAGCUCCUGACACGCCCUCCUGUCCCCCGUAAUGGCGUCCUCUGCGUCAUCUCUCUUUGUACAGCCGCUUGUAUGGGGAGGUUUCUCUACAAGAAAAGUAGGGGCGCCGAGCAGGAGAAUGUGUCCCUCCUUUUACGCAUGCCCGUCGAUAGCUGUAGCUGCAGCAGGGCGGAAUCAGAAGAAAGGGGGGUGGGUUUAUGAUAAGCGGAGCUUUCAGCACUAUGCGGGUGCUCAAGCUGGACGGUUCCCUCAUGGUAUGAAGACAAGGGACAAUCUGAAUUGCAGAAGACAUGUGAGGGGACGAAAGGGGACAACAACAGCAGCAUUCGACGGCUACGACCAAGGGACUGAGAUAGACAUUUUGGGGGAGACAAUUGCCGAGGAUUUUUACUCUGUACUUGGAUUGUCUCCGGAGGCAAGCGGCAGCCAGAUCCGGAAGGCAUACUACGGCAUGAUGAAAGAGUGCCACCCCGACCUAACGGGCGAGCAUCCUGACAGCACCGCCUUCUGCAAAUUUAUCAACGAGGUGUACGAGGUGUUGAGCGACCCGGACCAGCGCGCCAUCUAUGACGAGAUCAAUGGCUUCACGCUGACGUCCCAGAACCCCUUCUUUAAUACCACACUGGAGCGCGACCAGGCCUUCGUCGACGAAUUCUCUUGCAUUGGGUGCAAGAACUGCGCAAAUUGCGCACCUCAGACAUUCGACAUCGAACCGGAACAUGGGCGAGCGCGAGUAAUGGAUCAGGCAGGAGAGGCGCCUGAACUGGUACAGGAGGCCAUCGACACGUGUCCUGUGUCGUGCAUCCACUGGGUAACUCUCCCCCAGCUGACCCUGCUCGAGGACGAGAUGCGACGCCUCGAGCGCGUGAACGUGGGCCUCAUGCUGGCGGGCCAGGGUCACGGCGGGCAGGACGUAUUCUCACAGGCCGCCUGGCGCUGGGAUAAACGACAGGCGCGUGCAGUGGAAACGGCCCGGGCGAAGGCCUACAAAGAGAAGCAGGCUCCCCCGGGCAAGAAGGUCACUCCGUUCUGGGCGAAGGCUCCCUGGGAAAUGGCGGAAGAUCUGGUUGGGGGAACCAGCUACGAGUCGGACGACGAGAAGGAAAAGCGCGAGAAGACAGCGACCGGCAUGAGCCGCGCCAAGGCUAUGGCUGCGGCCGCCCGGCGAUGGAGGGAUGCGUCGCGCGCCGGGAGAGAUCGGAAGCCGAAGUUCUCGCUGCCGGCCCCUAAGGAGGAAGAGCUGGUACGCCGUUGAGGGGAAACCGUACUGGGAAAGAUCGGAAGGCGAAAUUGGCGCUUCAGAAGAAAAGUUGGUACGGCGUUUGGGGAAGGGGAUCGGUUGGGGCGAUAAGAUGACUCGAAAACCCCGCUCACUUGUGGGAUAUUCCAAAAGCCGGAGCUUCUGCUUCCUGCCUACAGGGAAGAAGAGUAGUACGGUGUUGAGGGGAAGGGAUGAAUGGGGUAAAGAUGCGAACCGGACAACCCGCUCGCUCAUUCUUUGCGAAUUGUUGAUGCGCGGCGUUGGAUUGGCGCCGCGCCGUUCAUAGUGUUGAUAUUGUGCAGGGCAACAGCUUAGAAUCGUCUAGGCGUCAAUUACUUUGGAAGUCGAUUUAGUGUAGUACCAGUGUUGGCAGGCCUUGUACAGCUCGUUGGAUAGCAUAAUUAUCAGGAAUAAGUCGAUUGAGGCAGCCCGUUGGCUAGUCGGUCACCCAGGCAGUCUGAUCAGGAGCAAGCGUUUUCUCAUUAGCAGGUUCGGGAGCCAAGUAGACGUUUCGAAAUUCGGGAAGCGAUCGGAUGGAAUACUGCUUUCAGAUGCUG